Mesorhabditis spiculigera is the source of this 399-nucleotide messenger RNA. NCBI's taxonomy places the organism in Eukaryota, Metazoa, Nematoda, Chromadorea, Rhabditida, Rhabditidae. The record is from the annotation of a GenBank genome assembly.
ACGGGUCUGGCUCUCGCAUUCUCGGCUAUUGAUGGUGAUCCGGUAUCAGGCAUCUGCUACGUCGGCAACACGAACGUUCACUUCUUGAGGCUCUUUGUUUUGGGCCCUCUCACCGUAUACUUUGUAUUUGGCGUCUUGUUCUUGGCCAUCGGCUUCUUCAACUUGUGGCGCAUUCGUAUUGAGGUCCAAAAACAACAACACGGCCUGGAAAACGUCACGAAAGUAACGCAGCUAAUGUCGAAGAUUGGAAUCUUUUCAGUCCUGUAUACGGUACCAGCCCUGUUCUUGAUCCUUGUCCUCUUCUAUGAGCAGCGCCAUCGGCCACUCUGGGAGCAAGCCGCUUUGUGCAGCUGCUCGAGCACCAAAGCUGAUACUGACAUAAAUAUCAACCGGCUGAGC